Messenger RNA from Gymnodraco acuticeps, 2828 nucleotides. RefSeq names its product pinopsin-like. The transcript has 5 exons. Gene Ontology annotation, molecular function: G protein-coupled receptor activity. Lineage: Eukaryota; Metazoa; Chordata; Actinopteri; Perciformes; Bathydraconidae. Gene Ontology annotation, cellular component: membrane; photoreceptor outer segment. The record is from RefSeq and is a predicted model, not a curated record. Gene Ontology annotation, biological process: visual perception; G protein-coupled receptor signaling pathway. Bases 159 to 1388 code for a protein of 409 amino acids.
GCCAUGUCUUAAAGCAAAAAGUGUUGCUCGCGACAGCUUGUCAAGACAAUUAUUUUUCCCAAACACAGAAAAAUUAAAAAUAAAUGCCAACGACACAUUAGCUUUCGUUCGGUGCAGUGUGGCCACCCAGUGUGCCGCCGCCGGGACACCGGACCGCGAUGAUCGUGUCCAACGUGAGCCUGAGCGGCUGCGCGGGGGCAAACAGCGCGCUGUGUGCCGCGGUCGGGGACAGGUACCAGGGGGGAGGCUCCUACCGGUCCACCCUGAGUCCGACAGGGAACCUGGUGGUGGCUGUGUGCCUGGGCUUCAUCGGCACUUUCGGACUGCUCAACAACCUGCUGGUGCUCAUUCUCUUCUGCCGCUACAAGAUGCUGCGGUCUCCCAUCAACCUGCUCCUGAUUAACAUUUCCAUCAGCGACCUGCUGGUUUGCGUGCUGGGGACUCCGUUCAGCUUCGCCGCCAGCACGCAGGGAAGGUGGCUCAUAGGGGAAGGAGGAUGCAUGUGGUACGGCUUCGCAAACUCCCUGUUUGGCAUUGUGUCCCUGAUCUCCCUGGCGGUCCUCUCCUAUGAGCGCUACAGCACCAUGGUGGCGCCCACUGAGGCGGACGCCUCCAACUACCGGAGAAUCUCCCAGGGCAUCCUCCUGUCCUGGCUCUACUCCCUCGCCUGGACUCUGCCGCCACUCUUUGGCUGGAGUAGAUAUGGUCCCGAGGGUCCUGGGACCACCUGCUCUGUGGACUGGACAGCCAAGACGGCCAAUAGCAUAUCUUACAUCAUCUGCCUGUUUCUGUUCUGCCUCAUCACACCCUUCCUGGUGAUCGUGUUCUGCUACGGGAAGCUGCUGUGCGCCAUCAGACAGUUUGACAGGCAAGUGAGCGGGAUCAACGCAUCGGUAAGAAGGAAGCGUGAGCAGCGCGUGCUGUUCAUGGUGGUCGUCAUGGUGGUCUGCUACCUUUUGUGCUGGCUCCCGUACGGCAUCAUGGCCCUGCUGGCCACCUUCGGGUCGCCGGGCAUGGUCACCCCCGUCGCGAGCAUCAUCCCAUCCAUCCUGGCCAAGACGAGCACCGUCAUCAACCCGGUCAUCUAUGUCUUCAUGAAUAAACAGUUCUACAGAUGUUUCCAAGCCCUGCUGCGAUGUAAGGUUCCUCGACGAGGCUCCAGCAUAAAGAGCUCCUCCAAGGUUGCCACCAAGGCCAUGAGGGGGAUCGCAAUCACUGGUACCCGCCGCACCAAUGACUUCUUGUUUAUGGUGGCUUCCCUGGGCCAUCCGGCGGCCUCCGGGCCCCAACUUGGACCGUUUGUGGAGCCAACCGUUGACAUCACCAAAGCCCCUUCUUCAGACAUCAACAGACAUGUCGAAGUGUCGAUUGCCAGUGAUUGGCUAUAACCACGAAUUCCCAAAGAGAAAUCAUGAGAGAAAUGAUGUUACUGAUGCAUGGAGAGGCGUAUCCGAGCAAAUCAGGUGGAUUUAUUGCAGCUGUUGUAUCAGCUUUAUGACAGCUUAGAGAUGGAAUGGACCGGUAACAGAGGCAAAUCUUGUACUGCCUUUGGUCGAUAUAUAAAACCAGCCGGAGCUUAGAGAUCUCUGCAGAUAAAAAGGAAACAUGGUAUUUUCUAGGCAUUUUAAGGAUUUCUUAUCACAUGUUUGCAUAAAGCACUGUUAUGGUAGGAGAAAACGAUUUAUAGGGAUAAUCUUUUGUGCAAUAUCUACGCUCGGUAAAGAAUUGACUAUGGCAUGAGAGAAAUGUAGCCUACUCCGAGUUCAGAAUGGAUAAGAUGUAUUUUUGUAUUGAUUGGUUAUUGAUUGUAGCAGUGGUUACAAAGUGAGGUAGAAAGAACACAUGUUGUUUGUCAUCUUAAGCAUUUCAAAGUAUUUCCUAAAGUAGACAACAUUAUGAAAUAUUUGAGCAAUGAGAAUGUACUUGAAUUGUUUUUUAAGUAUAAGUGUUUUAGCUUUUUAUUCAUUGCCCGUCAUUUUCCUUUUAAUUCAUCACUUGUCACUUUAAAUCGCAUAAAUAAUCUUUUGAUUAACUAGUUAAAUGUGUGGUUCAUUGAAAGUAGCAUUGCUAGCAUGCUAAGGGCAUUAACUUUCACCAGGGAUAUUGACCUAGGGUUAGUGAAAUAGGUGCAUGUUGGAGAGUUACUGUAUAGUUCCUUCAAUAAUGACGUGCAUGUGCACUGUUGCAGGAUGCAAUAGAGGUUGGAAAUAUACAGUGUCACAUAAUGUUCAGUGGUUAGCACUAAUACAGAUACUAAACUUGCUUUUUUUUUUUUAAAUGUGUGUAUCAACACACAUUUUGAGGGCUGUUAUAUAUUUGAUAUUACUUUUGUGACCAAACCCCAAAGCGCAGGGUGUACUAUGUGUUGAAGAACUGGUUCACAGACUAUUUAACAAUGAUUAACAGAUCAGUGCCUUGCUCAUUGGCACACAGUCAGGCUUUGAAAAAAGAAAGUAUAAAAGACAAUCCUGACCAAUAUGAAUUAUUUUCUAGUGUUGCAAAAUAAAACACUUUACUCGAGUCAACAAAUAUGCUUUAGAUGGAAUCAUUUUGUUCUGUGUGUGCUUCUGUCUGUCUGCAAAACUCAUUUGACACUUUUCCCUUUUGCAAUACAAAGAAGUUUUUUAAAGCCGUGUUGUCAGUGAAUGUCUAAGCUAUCAGUGGUGUGGUACUUUUUCGCUACUGCCUAAUUAGUGUGUGUGAUUUACUGGUAAUCCACUUUUAGCAAACUGUUUUCUAUGUGCUGUCAAGACCUUGUAUACAUUGUUGUACAUGAGUUGAUACAAAGCUAUAAAACUUGUGAAAUGUUUUGGAGGAGAGCUGUUCAA